AUGGAGGAGUCUCUGCGAAUUCAAAGAGAGGAGGACGUUCCUUCUGCCAUAGACUUCACCGCUCGAAUUGAAUCCAGGAAUAUUCCGGCAGUUAUCAAUGGCUGCGUCAAAGACUGGGAAGCUGUAUCGAAGUGGAAUCCAACGAACGGCGGCCUGGAUUAUUUGCAGGAACGAGUCGGAUUGUGUGUUGUGGAGGCUAUGCUGUCUAGCUUCGCACCUGUUUUCUACGGAGAUCUUAGAAGUCAUGAGAGGGUACCGCUGCCUUUUUCUGCCUUCAUUCGUUUAUGUAAACAACGGAUGCAUCAUGCAGAGGAUGGUUCUGGUGCUUGUGUUGAAUCAGAACGGACUGGGCUGCUAGGGCCUGAAUCUGAGCAUGACUGUAAGCCCUAUGAGGAUGCUCCUCAACAAAUCUAUUUAGCACAGGUACCGAUAAUCAGUACUGAAAAUGAAGAGAGGGCUCAGUUGGGAACUUUGAGGGAAGAUAUUCAAAUGCCUUCAUUUUUGGAGGAUAAAUCACUAAUUUCCGUCAACCUCUGGAUGAACAAUGCUCAAGCUAGAUCAAGCACUCACUAUGAUCCACACCAUAACCUUCUCUGUGUAGUUUCUGGCUGCAAACAAGUGGUUUUAUGGCCUCCUUCUGCAACUCCUGUGUUAUACCCUAUGCCAAUAUAUGGGGAGGCAUCAAAUCAUAGUUCUGUUCCUUUAGAGAACUUUGACUUUUCAAAUUACCCAAGAGCAGAAUGUUCAAGGGAGUACUCGCAAAAGGUUAUUCUUCAUGCAGGGGAUGCACUAUUUAUUCCUGAAGGCUGGUUCCACCAGGUAGACAGUGAUAAGCUGACAAUUGCUGUUAACUUUUGGUGGCAAUCAAAGAUCAUGUCAUGCAUGACAGAACACAUGGAUGCAUAUUAUUUGCGCAUACUGUUAAGAAGAAUGACAAUUCGAGAAAUGAACCAAGUGCUGCCUAAAGGUUCUUCAGAGGAAAUGGCGAACACAACGAGGCAUGUGCUUAAUAACGGGCAAGUAGAUCACAAUGACAAAGGUUUGGAUCAGGCAAGUGAGAAGGAGGAUCUUGAAGGAAAGGAGCUUAAGCAAGAAAUUACCUUGCACGAACUGGAACCAGUUGCCGUCCAUGCUCUUCGUGAACUCAUUUCUCUAGUUCACAGUCACGUCAAUCCUGCAGAGCAAAGACAACCGGAGCAAUCCACUUCAACAACUGAUUCUGCAAUCAGUGUCAAGGACAAGGGUAACAAAGUUAUGAGAUCGGAUGCAUUUAGGUUGGAAGAUGACCCUGUGGCUAACAUUAUUUGGACUCUUCCGCCGUGCACUCUUCAACGUGUACUUCUUGCCAUGGUGAAAAAUUUCCCAAGAACUUUGGAGGCUCUAAUACUGCACAUGCUUACACCGGUGGGAGCAGAAGUUCUUACACGUAAAUUUGAAGAAAUGGAUGAACUGAACACCAAGGAAGAUCGCAACAGAUUCUACCAGGUUUUCUAUGAAUCAUUCAAUGACCAGUUUGCUGCAAUGGAUGCAAUUCUGAAUGGAAAGGAAUUAUUUGCCCUCCAGGCAUACAAGAAUGUGUUAGAUAAGAACAUAGGAGUAGAUUGGGGUGGGCCAAAAUCCGAUGGCAAAAAAUCCUUACUGAAAAGAUGCACCCACCCUUUUGUUUUUCUUCGAAAAUGUUGGGUUUCAUGAACUGAAGGGAGGGGGUCAAUUAAAGUAAAUAUUAGUCAAGGACCACAAGCGUGCUGGGAGCAAACGGACCAUUGUAAAGUACUGAGAAGAACAGAGAAGCUAGGUGAAGACUGAAGUUGCUAUGUAUGCAACUAAAAUAUGUGCCCACUUAAACAUAUUACUGUAGUUCGAAUUGUUCUUCAUACAAACUGUUAUGAAAUUACUCUUAGUCG
Fragaria vesca subsp. vesca is the source of this 1904-nucleotide messenger RNA. RefSeq lists its product as uncharacterized. The record is from RefSeq and is a predicted model, not a curated record. The transcript is spliced from 16 exons. Bases 1 to 1692 code for a protein of 563 amino acids. Gene Ontology annotation, molecular function: 2-oxoglutarate-dependent dioxygenase activity. NCBI's taxonomy places the organism in Eukaryota, Viridiplantae, Streptophyta, Magnoliopsida, Rosales, Rosaceae.